Messenger RNA from Dimorphilus gyrociliatus, 1087 nucleotides. The record is from the annotation of a GenBank genome assembly. NCBI's taxonomy places the organism in Eukaryota, Metazoa, Annelida, Polychaeta, Dinophilidae.
CAUGCAAUUUAAUGUUUUACAAUUUGAUCUUCUUACUUUGAUAACUGAUUUUAAUAUUUCUUGUAAUGGUUAUCUGACAUCUAUAACAUAUCUGACAACUGGUGAAGAUUAUCCAUUUCAUUUGGGAGUUUGGGAAAAAAUCUCUGGUAAUAAAUAUAUUAAAAAAGAUUUUAGAACAAUUACAAAAACUACAUCAGUGGAACAAAGAACUGUGCAAUUUGAAAUUCCAAUGGAAAUUUCAACAACUGACUAUUUGGCAUUUGAUUUUCUACAAAAUACAAAACAUGGUAUUGUAUCCUAUGUAGGAAAUUCCUCUGGAAAUGUACAAUUUUACAAGGUGAAUACCCGUUCUAUCUACAUCAAUUUACAGAACAAUUAUUUUACAUAUACCAUUCAGAUUAUAACAUUUCCUCAACAAUCUUUGAAUCUACCAGUUUUUAUGCCUGUCACCUUUAAUCCACAAAUCUAUAACAAAUAUUAUGCCUUUAACCUACAAUUUAUCCCAAAGAAUGUCUACAAGAAAAAUCCAGUUUGUUCAAACCAACAAAAUGUUUACGGACGGGAUCUAAUCAGUAGAAAUGAUGGUGGCGGAGACUUUUCAGUUCUUUUAACUGAACAUAAAUUUCUCUGUCGUGGAAUUUUAAGAAAAAUUGAAUUUUACAGAAAGCAAACAGAUAAAAGUUAUAUUGGAAUUUGGCGAAGAAUGUCAGAUUUGGCAGGAAUUAAAUAUAAAUUAAUUACUCUAAUCACAUUACCAGAUGGUCCAAUCAACUCUGUUCAAACAUUGGAAUUAAAUGAUACAGUGUCUGUAGAGGAAAAUGACAUUCCAUUUGUGCUGAAUCAUUUAAGCAAAAGUAAUGCCAUAGCAAAUGCCAGAAAUUCAUAUGGAGAUGCUGCAGCCAUAUCUAUGAAUAUUCAAAAGGAAAAUAUUCAAAUUGGACAAAUUAUUGAUUUACAACUAUGUCAACAUGCUUGUGAAAAAGGUUUCAGAACUUACUCCAUUAAGUUUUAUGUUGAUUCAAGAAAAAAAAACAUAUCAUAUAGAUAUCAUAAAGAUGUGGUAACAACCCAGGCUGCUCUUUUAUAA